Messenger RNA from Suillus paluster, 348 nucleotides. RefSeq lists its product as uncharacterized. The record is from RefSeq and is a predicted model, not a curated record. The transcript has a single exon. The coding region runs from base 1 to 348 and encodes 115 amino acids. NCBI's taxonomy places the organism in Eukaryota, Fungi, Basidiomycota, Agaricomycetes, Boletales, Suillaceae.
AUGACCAGACGGGACACUGUCGCAGCGAACGAAGAAUCCAACAUGCGCUUGGCACUCCGCAUGAUGGAUUGCUGUCCUGGUGUUCACAUCAAAGUGCACUCGUUGGGCCCAGACACCAUCACAUACACCGCCAGCAAACAAGCGGUUAAUUGGGAGUCAGUGCGGGCAUGGCCUGAUGAGCUCAUCCCAAUUUCCAAGAGACGUGCUGCUGAUCAAGAGUACCGGUGGACGUUGGCAGAGAAUCGACAACCGGACGGUAUUGAUGACGGAUGUUUAUCGGACAGUUAUAACGAAGAAAACUUCAUUCUUUGGCGGGACAUUCAACAAGAACGGUACCCAUCCGUUUAG